Molecule: messenger RNA, 9560 nt
Organism: Oncorhynchus keta (chum salmon)
Lineage: Eukaryota; Metazoa; Chordata; Actinopteri; Salmoniformes; Salmonidae
Product: zinc finger protein 546-like
Exons: 2
Coding region: 3874-5256 (460 amino acids)
Source: RefSeq, a predicted model, not a curated record
ACAUAAAUGUGAUAUUUGAAAGCUCUGGUGAUUUUGAAGUAGAUACACAAGACCAAAAGUAUGUGGAAACCUGCUCAUCAAAUAUCUCAUUCCAAAAUCAUUAAUAUGGAGUUGGUCCCCACCUUUGCUGCUAUAACAGCCCUCACUGUCCUGGGAAGGCUUUCCACUAGUUGUCGGAACGUUGCUGCAGGCUCUUGCUUCCAUUCAGCGACAUGAGCAUUAGUGAGGUCGGGCACUGAUAAGGCCUGGUUCACAGACAGCGUUCCAAUUCAUCCAAAAACGUGUUUGAUGGGGUUGAGGUCAGGGCUCUGUGCAGACCAGUCAAGUUCUUCCACACUGAUCUCGACAAACUAUUUCUGUAUGGACCUCGCUUCGUGCACAGGGGCAUUGUCAUGCGGAAACAGGAAGGGCCUAAUCCAAACUGUUGCCAAAACGUUGGAAGUGUUACAGUAUUACUUUAAACCGUCCCCUCGCCCAUACCCGGGCUCAAACCAGGGACCCUCUGCACACAUCAACCAUGAAGCAUCGUUCCCCAUCGCUCCACCAAAGCCGCGGCCCUUGCAGAGCAAGGGGAACUACUACUUCAAGGUCUCAGAGCAAGAGACGUCACCGAUUGAAACGCUAUUUAGCACGCACCCCCGCUAACUAAGCUAGCCGUUUCACAUCCGUUACAGAAGCAUAGAAUUGUCUACAAUGUAAUUGUAUGCUUUAGUGUUAAUAUUUCCCUUCACUGGAACUAAGGGCCCCAAACCAUGAAAAACAGCCCCACCAAACUUUACAGUUGGCACUAUGCAUUGGGGCAGGUAGCGUUCUCCUGGCAUCUGCAAAACCCAGAUUUGUCCAUCAGACUGCCAGAUGGUGAAGUGUUAUUCAUCAUACCAGAGAAUGUGUUUCCACAGCUCCAGAGUUCAAUGGUGUAAGCUUUACACCACUCCAGACGACGCUUGGCAUUGUGUCAGUUCCGAGGAGAAGAGAACAGCUAUUGAGUCAGGACUGUUCUGUUCUGACAGUAACAUCUAUUGAGUCAGGUCUGUUCUGUUCUGACAGUAACAUCUAUUGGGUCAGUACUGUUCUGUUCUGACAGUAACAUCUAUUGGGUCAGUACUGUUCUGACAGUAACAUCUAUUGGGUCAGUACUGUUCUGACAGUAACAUCUAUUGGGUCAGUACUGUUCUGACAGUAACAUCUAUUGGGUCAGUACUGUUCUGACAGUAACAUCUAUUGGGUCAGUACUGUUCUGUUCUGACAGUAACAUCUAUUGGGUCAGUACUGUUCUGUUCUGACAGUAACAUCUAUUGGGUCAGUACUGUUCUGUUCUGACAGUAACAUCUAUUGAGUCAGGUCUGUUCUGUUCUGACAGUAACAUCUAUUGGGUCAGUACUGUUCUGUUCUGACAGUAACAUCUAUUGGGUCAGUACUGUUCUGUUCUGACAGUAACAUCUAUUGGGUCAGUACUGUUCUGUUCUGACAGUAACAUCUAUUGGGUCAGGACUGUUCUGUUCUGACAGUAACAUCUAUUGGGUCUGUUCUGUUCUGACAGUAACAUCUAUUGAGUCAGGUCUGUUCUGUUCUGACAGUAACAUCUAUUGGGUCAGUACUGUUCUGUUCUGACAGUAACAUCUAUUGAGUCAGGUCUGUUCUGUUCUGACAGUAACAUCUAUUGGGUCAGGACUGUUCUGUUCUGACAGUAACAUCUAUUGGGUCAGGACUGUUCUGUUCUGACAGUAACAUCUAUUGGGUCAGGUCUGUUCUGUUCUGACAGUAACAUCUAUUGGGUCAGUUCUGUUCUGACAGUAACAUCUAUUGGGUCAGUACUGUUCUGUUCUGACAGUAACAUCUAUUGAGUCAGGUCUGUUCUGUUCUGACAGUAACAUCUAUUGGGUCAGUACUGUUCUGUUCUGACAGUAACAUCUAUUGGGUCAGUACUGGUCUGUUCUGUUCUGACAGUAACAUCUAUUGGGUCAGUACUGUUCUGUUCUGACAGUAACAUCUAUUGGGUCAGUACUGUUCUGUUCUGACAGUAACAUCUAUUGGGUCAGUACUGUUCUGUUCUGACAGUAACAUCUAUUGGGUCAGUACUGGUCUGUUCUGUUCUGACAGUAACAUCUAUUGGGUCAGUACUGUUCUGUUCUGACAGUAACAUCUAUUGGGUCAGUACUGUUCUGUUCUGACAGUAACAUCUAUUGGGUCAGUACUGUUCUGUUCUGACAGUAACAUCUAUUGGGUCAGUACUGUUCUGUUCUGAUAGUAACAUCUAUUGAGUCAGUACUGUUCUGUUCUGACAGUAACAUCUAUUGGGUCAGUACUGUUCUGUUCUGACAGUAACAUCUAUUGAGUCAGUACUGUUCUGUUCUGACAGUAACAUCUAUUGGGUCAGUACUGUUCUGUUCUGACAGUAACAUCUAUUGAGUCAGGUCUGUUCUGUUCUGACAGUAACAUCUAUUGGGUCAGUACUGUUCUGUUCUGACAGUAACAUCUAUUGGGUCAGUACUGUUCUGUUCUGACAGUAACAUCUAUUGGGUCAGUACUGUUCUGUUCUGACAGUAACAUCUAUUGGGUCAGUACUGUUCUGUUCUGACAGUAACAUCUAUUGGGUCAGUACUGUUCUGUCCUGACAGUAACAUCUAUUGGGUCAGUACUGUUCUGUUCUGACAGUAACAUCUAUUGGGUCAGUACUGUUCUGUUAGUAACAUCUAUUGAGUCAGUACUGUUCUGUUCUGUUCUGACAGUAACAUCUAUUGGGUCAGUACUGUUCUGUUCUGACAGUAACAUCUAUUGGGUCAGUACUGUUCUGUUCUGACAGUAACAUCUAUUGGGUCAGUACUGUUCUGACAGUAACAUCUAUUGGGUCAGUACUGUUCUGUUCUGACAGUAACAGUUGUAGGAAAUAGUUAAAAAUAAUAAGCUCCUUAUGGAAAAAUCAAGACACUUCUUGAUGACUGCCAUAGAAAUGGGACAAUCCUGUACAAUUCUGGAACAGUAAUGGUAUUGGGGAACCCCAAACAUUUUCAUCUAGUCUUUCACAUAAUCAAAGAGAGAGCUCAGCAGAAUAUGCUCUCUAUUGAGAAAGAUACACACAUCCCGAGCAUAUGAGACCAGACCUCUUCAUUAUACAACCCCAAAGAUGAGUCAACCUCCCAGCACAGAGCACUACUACCUCAUUGAAAUGAAGGAUACAUUCACCCAGCUGGAGGUAAGGCAGGUGGAGCUGGACCAGCAGGUGAACACACACCAGUCAGCACCAAAACAAUUAGUCCAGCUAAACAUCAUCCUUUCAACCAGACCUGGAGAGCUGGAGCUGGAGAGAGACAUGUCUGCACUCUGGACAGAGCACUAGAGGAGUAGGUGAAAGUGCUCAAGGAGAAGGUUAGAACAGUGUGACAGAACAACCCAUUAGAGAGCUGGCCACCUCCGCAGAGAAGCCAGCAGAACAGCCCAAUCCAAACCCUGGCCAUAGCCUCCACAUCACAGCAGGACAGACAAAUGAAGAACCCCAAGCCCAGGGGAUCCCACUCACCCCUAUGUACCAGCCACAUAAUAAAACACACAAAUGACCCAGAUGGAAACUGGGCUCUCAGAUAGUCCCAUCCACCAAACUACCAGGUGUGAAACAGGGAAGGGACUCAGAGGGUAUGCUAAUUUGGUAUAGAGCAGACCUAACUCACUCUAUUAAUUUAGUCAAAACAGGAGCAUUUUACAUUUGGCUAGAAAAUUAAAAGGCAAUGAUCUCAAAAGAGAACAAUUUCCUCCUCUGUGCUACCUAUAUCCCACCACUAGAAUCCCCAUACUUUAAUGAAGACAGCUUCUCCAUCCUGGAGGGGGAAAUCAAUAAUUUCCAGGCCCAGGGCCAUGUACUAGUCUGUGGUGAUUGAAAUGCCAGAACUGGACAAGAACCUGACACCCUCAGCACACAGUGGAACAAACAUCACCCUCAGCACACAGUGGAACAAACAUCACCCUCAGCAUACAGUGGAACAAACAUCACCCUCAGCAUACAGUGGAACAAACAUCACCCUCAGCACACAGUGGAACAAACAUCACCCUCAGCACACAGUGGAACAAACAUCACCCUCAGCAUACAGUGGAACAAACAUCACCCUCAGCACACAGUGGAACAAACAUCACCCUCAGCACACAGUGGAACAAACAUCACCCUCAGCACACAGUGGAACAAACAUCACCCUCAGCACACAGUGGAAUAAACAUCACCCUCAGCACACAGUGGAACAAACAUCACCCUCAGCACACAGUGGAACAAACAUCACCCUCAGCACACAGUGGAACAAACAUCACCCUCAGCACACAGUGGAACAAACAUCACCCUCAGCACACAGUGGAACAAACAUCACCCUCAGCACACAGUGGAAUAAACAUCACCCUCAGCACACAGUGGAACAAACAUCACCCUCAGCACACAGUGGAACAAACAUCACCCUCAGCACACAGUGGAACAAACAUCACCCUCAGCAUACAGUGGAACAAACAUCACCCUCAGCACACAGUGGAACAAACAUCACCCUCAGCACACAGUGGAACAAACAUCACCCUCAGCAUACAGUGGAACAAACAUCACCCUCAGCACACAGUGGAACAAACAUCACCCUCAGCACACAGUGGAACAAACAUCACCCUCAGCACACAGUGGAACAAACAUCACCCUCAGCACACAGUGGAAUAAACAUCACCCUCAGCACACAGUGGAACAAACAUCACCCUCAGCACACAGUGGAACAAACAUCACCCUCAGCACACAGUGGAACAAACAUCACCCUCAGCACACAGUGGAACAAACAUCACCCUCAGCACACAGUGGAACAAACAUCACCCUCAGCACACAGUGGAACAAACAUCACCCUCAGCAUACAGUGGAACAAAUAUCACCCUCAUCACACAGUGGAACAAACAUCACCCUCAGCAUACAGUGGAACAAACAUCACCCUCAGCACACAGUGGAACAAACAUCACCCUCAGCACACAGUGGAACAAACAUCACCCUCAGCACACAGUGGAACAAACAUCACCCUCAGCACACAGUGGAACAAACAUCACCCUCAGCACACAGUGGAACAAACAUCACCCUCAGCACACAGUGGAACAAACAUCACCCUCAGCACACAGUGGAACAAACAUCACCCUCAGCACACAGUGGAACAAACAUCACCCUCAGCACACAGUGGAACAAACAUCACCCUCAGCACACAGUGGAAUAAACAUCACCCUCAGCACACAGUGGAACAAACAUCUACAUGGAGGUGACAUCAUUCACUCCCCCAUAUGUCCCCCUAGACACAAAAAUGGGUCACAACUCCUGCUUCUGAGACUCGUACUAUCCACCUCUUGCAUAUUAGCCUGAUAACAGGACAAAAUACAAACCCAACCCCAAAAUAACUGUGGUGUUGAUGGUAUCGUCAAUGACAUUUUUAAAUAUGUCCACAAACAAGUGUGUGGUUAUAUUUAAAAAACACAACACAGCUGUCACCUACUGAGAGAUUAACCUGGAGAAGAGGCCCCUAAGCAAGCUGGUCCUGGGGCUCUGUUCACAAACACAAACACACCCCACAGAGAGAUGAACCUGGAGAAGAGGCCCCUAAGCAAGCUGGUCCUGGGGCUCUGUUCACAAACACAAACACACCCCACAGAGAGAUGAACCUGGAGAAGAGUCCCCUAAGCAAGCUGGUCCUGGGGCUCUCUUCACAAACACAAACACACCCCACAGAGAGAUGAACCUGGAGAAGAGUCCCCUAAGCAAGCUGGUCCUGGGGCUCUCUUCACAAACACAAACACACCCCACAGAGUCCCAGGACAGCAACACAAUUAGACCCAACCAAAUCAUGAGAAAACAAAAAGACAAUUAAAUCAAAUCAAAUUGAUUUACUUGUCUUUUGAUUUGAUUUGAUUUAAUUUUCUUUGUAAGGCAAUUAAUUACUUACAUAUUGGAUAGAAUCAACAAAAAAAACUGAGCAAACUAGAAUGCUAUUUGUUAAACACCUGACAGACAUCCUGUUAGUAGCUAUGUUAAACACCUGACAGACAUCCUGUUAGUAGCUAUGUUAAACACCUGACAGACAUCCUGUUAGUAGCUGUGUUAAACACCUGACAGACAUCCUGUUAGUAGCUAUGUUAAACACCUGACAGACAUCCUGUUAGUAGCUAUGUUAAACACCUGACAGACAUCCUGUUAGUAGCUAUGUUAAACACCUGACCUGACAGACAUCCUGUUAGUAGCUAUGUUAAACACCUGACCUGACAGACAUCCUGUUAGUAGCUAUGUUAAACACCUGACAGACAUCCUGUUAGUAGCUAUGUUAAACACCUGACAGACAUCCUGUUAGUAGCUAUGUUAAACACCUGACAGACAUCCUGUUAGUAGCUAUGUUAAACACCUGACAGACAUCCUGUUAGUAGCUAUGUUAAACACCUGACAGACAUCCUGUUAGUAGCUAUGUUAAACACCUGACCUGACAGACAUCCUGCUAGUAGCUAUGUUAAACACCAGACCUGACAGACAUCCUGUUAGUAGCUAUGUUAAACACCUGACAGACAUCCUGUUAGUAGCUAUGUUAAACACCUGACAGACAUCCUGUUAGUAGCUACGUUAAACACCUGACAGACAUCCUGUUAGUAGCUAUGUUAAACACCUGACCUGACAGACAUCCUGUUAGUAGCUAUGUUAAACACCUGACAGACAUCCUGCUAGUAGCUAUGUUAAACACCUGACAGACAUCCUGUUAGUAGCUAUGUUAAACACCUGACAGACAUCCUGUUAGUAGCUAUGUUAAACACCUGACAGACAUCCUGUUAGUAGCUAUGUUAAACACCUGACAGACAUCCUGCUAGUAGCUAUGUUAAACACCUGACAGACAUCCUGUUAGUAGCUAUGUUAAACACCUGACAGACAUCCUGUUAGUAGCUAUGUUAAACACCUGACCUGACAGACAUCCUGUUAGUAGCUAUGUUAAACACCUGACAGACAUCCUGUUAGUAGCUAUGUUAAACACCUGACAGACAUCCUGUUAGUAGCUAUGUUAAACACCUGACAAACAUCCUGUUAGUAGCUAUGUUAAACACCUGACAGACAUCCUGCUAGUAGCUAUGUUAAACACCUGACAGACAUCCUGUUAGUAGCUAUGUUAAACACCUGACAGACAUCCUGUUAGUAGCAAUGUUAAACACCUGACCUGACAGACAUCCUGUUAGUAGCUAUGUUAAACACCUGACAGACAUCCUGUUAGUAGCUAUGUUAAACACCUGACCUGACAGACAUCCUGCUAGUAGCUAUGUUAAACACCUGACAGACAUCCUGUUAGUAGCUAUGUUAAACACCUGACAGACAUCCUGUUAGUAGCUAUGUUAAACACCUGACAGACAUCCUGUUAGUAGCUAUGUUAAACACCUGACAGACAUCCUGUUAGUAGCUAUGUUAAACACCUGACAGACAUCCUGUUAGUAGCUAUGUUAAACACCUGACAGACAUCCUGUUAGUAGCUAUGUUAAACACCUGACAGACAUCCUGUUAGUAGCUAUGUUAAACACCUGACAGACAUCCUGUUAGUAGCUAUGUUAAACACCUGACAGACAUCCUGUUAGUAGCUAUGUUAAACACCUGACAGACAUCCUGCUAGUAGCUAUGUUAAACACCUGACAGACAUCCUGCUAGUAGCUAUGUUAAACACCUGACAGACAUCCUGCUAGUAGCUAUGUUAAACACCUGACAGACAUCCUGUUAGUAGCUAUGUUAAACACCUGACAGACAUCCUGUUAGUAGCUAUGUUAAACACCUGACAGACAUCCUGUUAGUAGCUAUGUUAAACACCUGACAGACAUCCUGUUAGUAGCUAUGUUAAACACCUGACAGACAUCCUGUUAGUAGCUAUGUUAAACACCUGACAGACAUCCUGUUAGUAGCUAUGUUAAACACCUGACAGACAUCCUGUUAGUAGCUAUGUUAAACACCUGACAGACAUCCUGUUAGUAGCUAUGUUAAACACCUGACAGACAUCCUGUUAGUAGCUAUGUUAAACACCUGACAGACAUCCUGUUAGUAGCUAUGUUAAACACCUGACCUGACAGACAUCCUGUUUGUAGCUAUGUUAAACACCUGACAGACAUCCUGCUAGUAGCUAUGUUAAACACCUGACCUGACAGACAUCCUGUUAGUAGCUAUGUUAAACACCUGACAGACAUCCUGUUAGUAGCUAUGUUAAACACCUGACAGACAUCCUGUUAGUAGCUAUGUUAAACACCUGACCUGACAGACAUCCUGUUAGUAGCUAUGUUAAACACCUGACAGACAUCCUGUUAGUAGCUAUGUUAAACACCUGACAGACAUCCUGUUAGUAGCUAUGUUAAACACCUGACCUGACAGACAUCCUGUUAGUAGCUAUGUUAAACACCUGACAGACAUCCUGUUAGUAGCUAUGUUAAACACCUGACAGACAUCCUGUUAGUAGCUAUGUUAAACACCUGACAGACAUCCUGCUAGUAGCUAUGUUAAACACCUGACAGACAUCCUGUUAGUAGCUAUGUUAAACACCUGACAGACAUCCUGCUAGUAGCUAUGUUAAACACCUGACAGACAUCCUGUUAGUAGCUAUGUUAAACACCUGACAGACAUCCUGUUAGUAGCUAUGUUAAACACCUGACAGACAUCCUGUUAGUAGCUAUGUUAAACACCUGACAGACAUCCUGCUAGUAGCUAUGUUAAACACCUGACAGACAUCCUGUUAGUAGCUAUGUUAAACACCUGACAGACAUCCUGUUAGUAGCUAUGUUAAACACCUGACAGACAUCCUGUUAGUAGCUAUGUUAAACACCUGACCUGACAGACAUCCUGUUAGUAGCUAUGUUAAACACCUGACAGACAUCCUGUUAGUAGCUACGUUAAACACCUGACAGACAUCCUGUUAGUAGCUAUGUUAAACACCAGACCUGACAGACAUCCUGCUAGUAGCUAUGUUAAACACCAGACCUGACAGACAUCCUGUUAGUAGCUAUGUUAAACACCUGACACCUCACUUUUCAUUUUGUUUCACCUCUGAGAUUACAGUUUUUCAGUAAACAGCUGGGAAAUAUAAGACAUAGACAAACAUCCUGCUCAGGUACAAGGAAGUGUGUGUGUGUGUGUGCGUGUGUGUGUGUGUGUUUGUCCAGGCCCCAGGUUGAAUAGAGUGCCCAUUCUCUUCAUAGUAGACUGGUGUUUUCCAGGGUGCCAUUUGGGACACAGCUUAAGGACAUGUACAAUAAUUCUAGAUAUAUGUUGUCAUUCAUGAUCAUCUGUCCACUAAAUAAACUACACAAGUAGUUCAAACAAUAUAAACUACAUUUAAACAAUAUAAACUAUACACCUCCUGGUGGUUUAACUACAAUGUGAGCUGUAGUCCAGAACACUGGUAGUUUAACUACAAUGUUAGCUGUAGUCCAGAACACUGGUCCUCCUGGUAGUUUAACUACAAUGUUAGCUGUAGUCCAGAACACUGGUCCUCCUGGUAGUUUAACUACAAUGUGAGCUGUAGUCCAGAACACUGGUCCUCCUGGUAGUUUAACUACAAUGUGAGCUGUAG